CUGACUGCCAGCACUUCAUUUUCGCAGGCAGGACUACCGAGGACGAUGCGUAAGGCCAUCUUCGAACUGGGGCGCGCUGUGCGUGAAACCGGCCAAGCUGUCGACCGCUUGGGUCUUCGUGUGUUGGGCAGCAGCCUGCACCGCGAAAAGUUCUCUCGCCACCGCCAAAUCAUGGCGCUGUACGACAAGGCUCCCGUGAUCGCACACGACUCAUGGGUAGCCCCGAACGCUUCCGUGAUCGGUGACGUCGAGAUUUGCAACGACUCGUCGGUCUGGUACGGCGUCGUGAUCCGCGGUGACCUGAACAAGGUGUCGAUCGGUAACCGCACCAACAUCCAGGACCGUGCGGUAAUCCACACGUCGAGCACCACCACCCCUGGCCUGGCCCCGGGUACCUCCAUUGGUAACAACGUGACCGUCGGUCACGGCGCCAUCUUGUACUCGUGCACGAUCGAAAACAACGUGUUGGUCGGCAUGGGCUCCAUCGUGUUGGACGGCGCGUUGGUCGAGUCCAACUCGAUCUUGGCCGCCGGUACCGUCGUACCUCCUGGUCGCCGCAUCCCUUCCAACCAGUUGUGGGCGGGCAGCCCUGCGAAGUACGUCCGCGACGUGAGCGAGGAUGAAGUAGCAGACUUGGUCAAGCAAGCCUCCGAGUACACCAAGUUGGCCGAAACACACAGCGACGAAUUCUUGCCCUACGGCACCGCCUACUUGGACGCCGAACGCAUCAAGGCACAAGGCGGGUCAUUGUAAGCAGCAGCAGCCGCCGCAAAUGAAAUAGCUGACACGUUGUAACUCAGGCAUAUUAUCUUGUGCACCUUUGGUUGCUUGAGCUCCCAAAUGUCCUUCCUUGCAUUCCUUUACUCCACCAAAUGUCCUUGAAUUCCUGUACUCCAC
Molecule: messenger RNA, 897 nt
Organism: Aphanomyces astaci
Lineage: Eukaryota; Oomycota; Saprolegniomycetes; Saprolegniales; Verrucalvaceae
Exons: 4
Coding region: 46-753 (235 amino acids)
Source: RefSeq, a predicted model, not a curated record